AUGUUGCAGCCCCGACUGGCUCUGCGGAGUCUUCGGCUGCCGUUCAGGAGUCUACCCUCUAUUCCUGCUCGCGGCUACGCUCAAGUCAUCGAGCAAAAAGAGACCGUCCCGUCCACCCCGGCCUUCGAUCAAUCGGCUGCAUUCGCUCCUCCACCAACCCGCAGUGACUCGGGCGUGCUGAUCCGAAAAUAUACCCCUCGCACACCCGGUGUGCGACAUCUGCGGCGACCCAUCAAUGAUCACCUGUGGAAAGGCCGCCCUCACCACAAGCUGACCUUCCCCAAGCGCGGCCACGCCAAAGGUGGCCGGAACAACUCGGGCAGAAUCACCGUUCGCCAUCGGGGUGGUGGCCACAAACGUCGGAUACGGACGGUCGAUUUCUUGCGCAUGGCACCGGGGCCGCACCUCGUGGAGCGCAUUGAGUAUGACCCCGGCCGGACGGCGCAUAUUGCCCUGGUCCGUAACCAAAAGACCGAGCAAGUGAGCUACAUCAUCGCCGCCGACGGAAUGCGUGCGGGAGACGUGGUGCAGAGCUACAUGUCCGGGAUCCCGGAAGAUCUCUGGAAGAGCAUGGGUGGCACCGUGGAUCCUGGUGUGCUGGCCGCCCGGACCGCCUGGAGAGGCAAUUGUCUCCCCCUGCAUAUGAUUCCCGUGGGCACUUUGAUUUUCAAUGUCGGCCUGCGGCCAGGGAAAGGGGGGCAGUUGUGUCGGAGCGCGGGGACCCAUGCCACCGUCGUCGCCAAGGGGGAUCAAUCCCAACAGCAGCAGCAGAACCGGGAGAUGACGCCCGAGGAGGAUGAGACCGAGAAGAAACCCCUGUCGCAGCGAGAACGCCAACGACAGGAGCGCCUGGCCACUCACAUCACCAUCCGCCUCCAGAGCGGCGAGUCUCGUCUCAUCCACAAGGACUGCUGUGCCACCAUUGGCGUUGCCAGCAACCCGAAUUACCACUACAAUCAGAUUGGCAAGGCAGGCCGCUCGCGCUGGCUCAACAUCCGUCCCACCGUUCGUGGUCUGGCCAUGAACGCAAUGGACCACCCUCACGGUGGUGGUCGUGGCAAGUCCAAGGGUAAUGUGGACCCGAAGAGCCCUUGGGGUAUUCCGACCAAAUCCGGCUACAAGACUCGCCCGAAGUGGAAGAUCAACAAGGCGGUGGUGCAUGCCCGGCCUCGCAACCAAGGCAAACGCCGUCGUGGAUACAACUAG
Molecule: messenger RNA, 1206 nt
Organism: Penicillium riverlandense
Lineage: Eukaryota; Fungi; Ascomycota; Eurotiomycetes; Eurotiales; Aspergillaceae
Product: mitochondrial 54S ribosomal protein uL2m
Exons: 2
Coding region: 1-1206 (401 amino acids)
Biological process (GO): cytoplasmic translation
Cellular component (GO): ribosome
Molecular function (GO): RNA binding; structural constituent of ribosome
Source: RefSeq, a predicted model, not a curated record